ACCCGCCGCGCCCCCUGGCCUCCCAUCUCCGGCGACCCACCACGCCCCCUGGCCUCCCAUUUCCGGCGACCCACCAUGCCCCCGCCUCCCACCUCCGGCGCCGGGCCAAGCCCCCCGGCGACGCGCCAUGGCCCCGCCUCCCACCUUCGGCGAGGCCCCACGGCCCUGCCUCCCAUCUCCGGCGACGCGUCGCCCCUGAACCCCUCCUGCUCUCUCGUGUCGCCCCCAUUGGCCCCCGAGCGCAGCCGUCCCUCCCACGGAGCCAAGCUCGCGCACCACCGCCCCUUCCACCGCGCCGAGCUCGCACUCCAUCGUAGCUGGCGGCCCAACCCCGCGUCGUCCGUGACCCCUCCACUACACUCCUCUGCUCCAGGAACAUGCCAGUUCGUGUGGAGCAUAACAGUCCGUCAGUUCGUCGGUGGGAUUUGCAGGAUCCGCAGAGCGUCAGCAGCGCUCGCUCCCCAAUGGUUGCCCGCGCAAGGAGGAUACAGGCAUGCGACAGUGGUGGAGGACUCAGCAGCGUUCCAUGGCCUUCGUCCUCCUCGUCGCAUCUUUUCUUAUAAACAGCUAGAAGAAAACGAGGCACAAGCUUCAUGCUCUCCAUCUCCUGGUGAAGGGGAGUUAAGCUCUACGGCCACUUGGAUGUGGAUGCUCACGCUCCUCCACUGGGCGAGCUCCCAGGGCACCACGGAGCUUGAGAUUGUCAUCUCUACCCUCGGCCGUGAGGGCCAAGAGGUUGCCUGCACCCUGCUAAAAUGAAAUUCCACUUCCGACCAGCAGCUCGCCUGAUGCCCAUAUGUAGACCGUCAUGCUUUUUAUGAUUUCCUGUAUGCCUGUACAUCAAAAAGUCUCAACAAUUCUGUUUCUUGUCUACAUGAUUUUGUGCUUGCUUAUCACAAGUUCACGUUACGUGCUCAAUGUAGUAGCUAGCUGAAGAAAAGGUAUUGUUCUGUAGCUUUGGUCUUACCAUUGUGGUGCUUGUGUUAUUGCGUGGGAAAAUGAAAGAAAGGAUUAUUUUAGCAAAUCAAUGAAUGAUAAAAGAGUUUGCCGUUUUCCCGCCCAA
Aegilops tauschii subsp. strangulata is the source of this 1063-nucleotide messenger RNA. The record is from RefSeq and is a predicted model, not a curated record. NCBI's taxonomy places the organism in Eukaryota, Viridiplantae, Streptophyta, Magnoliopsida, Poales, Poaceae.